This is a messenger RNA of Xylona heveae TC161, 2020 nucleotides long. RefSeq names its product kinase-like protein. The record is from RefSeq and is a predicted model, not a curated record. Gene Ontology annotation, biological process: mitotic DNA damage checkpoint signaling; protein phosphorylation. The transcript is spliced from 6 exons. Gene Ontology annotation, molecular function: ATP binding; protein serine/threonine kinase activity. Bases 217 to 1641 code for a protein of 474 amino acids. Lineage: Eukaryota; Fungi; Ascomycota; Xylonomycetes; Xylonales; Xylonaceae. Gene Ontology annotation, cellular component: nucleus.
CGUGUUUGAUUGUGUCUGUUUUACUGCUCUGGGAAUAGCGUGUGAUUUGACUUACAUUUGUUUCGCGUUCGACGAACCUUCGAUUGCAGGACCCCGCCAGAUCUCAGCAUGUUACUAUGAAGACUGUACACUUUUCAAUGGUCCAAUAAUAUCUUCUUGCUCGACCUCAUUCUAUUCUCAGCCUUGAAAUCGGCUAAAAUCCACCAGAACAAAACAAUGGCUUCAGUUGUGCAAGGCCAGCCUGCCACGGAUCCCUUCAUUGUCCAUGAACCACAACAGGACGCCAUAGGCGAAUGGACAGAGACGAAAUCGCUAGAUCAGACCGCGCGAAGUAAUGAGGAGUUUGACAGUGAUCAGGAAUCAUAUUUAUCCGAAGGCAGCGACGAAUUCGUCGACCAGUCAGUUCUAGACGAUAUGGAGAAAUUCGAAGAGACCUUCAAGGGCAUAACAAAACGAUUUCGUCUGAUCAAUCGGAUCGGAGAAGGCACUUUUUCAACCGUAUAUAAAGCCGAAGACCUUCUAUACGACCACUACGUCAACGAGUGGGACCUUGAGGAGAAAGAGGACCAGAAAUGGUUUUCGCCGCCGGUCAAGCGGCGACGGACUGACGAUGCCGGAUAUUCGGUUGCAAAUGAGCGAGCGCGAAGAAGACGAGGCCCUCGAUAUGUUGCAAUCAAAAAGAUCUACGUCACCAGCAGCCCAAUGCGCAUCCAGAAUGAACUAGAACUUCUACAUGACCUCCGAGGAUGCGAGUCUGUAUGCCCACUAAUCACCGCUUUUCGACAUCAGGACCAAGUUGUGGCUGUCCUUCCAUACUUUCGCCAUGUAGACUUUCGGGAAUACUUCCGGGACUUCACCGUGCCCGACAUGCGAGUGUACUUUCGCUCACUAUUCGCCGCGCUCGCCGCUGUUCAUGAACAUGAGAUUCUGCAUCGAGAUAUUAAGCCGACUAACUUUCUUUACGAUAUAUACCGGGAACGAGGUGUCCUAGUCGAUUUUGGCUUAGCAGAGCGCGAAGGGACAGAUUGGGCGCCCUGCAUAUGCCAGGACCACCCUCAAGAGCGCCGCGAGCGGAUCGCCUCCAGCGUUGCAGCUCAGCAAGGAGCCGCAACAGGCUACCCCAAGAAUGACCAACGCAAUUCGCGGCGUGCCAAUCGCGCAGGAACCAGAGGGUUUCGAGCACCAGAAGUUUUAUUAAAAUGCCCAAGCCAAACAACCAAAAUCGACAUAUGGUCCGCCGGCGUGAUCCUGCUGACCAUCCUUGCUCGACGCUUCCCCUUUUUCCACUCAGCAGACGACAUCGACGCCAUGAUUGAAAUCGCUACCAUCUUCGGCGCCAAGCGCAUGCGUGCUUGUGCACUUCUCCACGGCACCGUCUUUGAGGCCAACAUUCCUACCAUUGGCGAGCGCGGAUUUAGCUUUGAGAAAAUCAUCCUCUGGUCGACAAGCCGUAGCGGUAAGAGAGAGGACGGUCGCGAAGAAACGUUAUCCGCCGAUGAACAACAAGCGGUCAGAUUCCUGCAGAGAUGCAUGGAGCUGGACCCCGAGAAGAGAAUCUCUGCUGAAGAAGCCCUUCGUCACGAGUUUUUAGCAGGCGCGGGAGAAAGCGCCGCCGAGGAUGACGAGGUAGAAAUGCUUUAGAAAAGGAAUAGAAAGAGGACGGUUUUUUAAUCAGCUCAUAUCUUCGGGGCUUACAGCAUGGUAUGUUAAUAUCCAGGGAUGUUUUAAAUUGGGGUUCAAGGGUCAGUGUGCAUUUGGGUGUGGUCUCUUUGCGGGUUUCGUAUUCUGCAUCUGCAUCAUUCCGCUUUUUUUCUUGUUUUUUACCGAGUCAUUGUUUUUGUACUUUUUGUCUUUGUUGGCGUAUGUUGUCUUGAGGAAUGGGAUGCAUAACGAUACUAUAUAUGCCAUCAACGCAUUUUGUCAUGUUGUCGAGUCAUUGCUGGGGGUUUACUUUCUGUCCUUUGCUUCUUUUUGUUGCUGCUUCUUUCUUGCGUCAUCAUUUGACUUUGUGUCGUGGACA